Molecule: messenger RNA, 342 nt
Organism: Cadophora gregata
Lineage: Eukaryota; Fungi; Ascomycota; Leotiomycetes; Helotiales; Ploettnerulaceae
Exons: 3
Coding region: 1-342 (113 amino acids)
Biological process (GO): DNA repair
Molecular function (GO): methylated-DNA-[protein]-cysteine S-methyltransferase activity
Source: RefSeq, a predicted model, not a curated record
AUGGCCGUCACAGAAUAUCAAGAGCGCGUCUAUGCUCUUUUACGCCAGAUUCCAUCUGGAAGAGUAUCAUCAUAUGCUGAGCUUUCAAGAGCUCUUUCGUCAUCUCCACGAGCAGUUGGUGGAGCUUUGAGAAGAAAUCCAUUUGCGCCGGAAGUGCCUUGUCAUCGCAUCAUUUGUGCUGGUGGAUCAAUUGGAGGUUUUAAGGGAGAGCCUCAAGAUGCACCAUCUGGUAUCAAUCAGGCUGAGAAACUGCGAUUACUGAAGAGUGAAGGGGUGCUGUUCGAUGAGAGAGGUCAGCUGUUGGAUAGCACGAAGUGGUGGAACAAUUUCCAGACCCGGUAG